GCCGUCGACAUGCAACUAUUGAAGGAUUCGAUGGGCGAGGGGACUCGAAAAUCCACAAAAGUGCCGCCAAACAUGCAAGACACCGAAAAGGAGGCGUGGCAAAAACAAUGAUGUGAAACGUAAUUCAGGCGAAAUUAACGCAAUUACUGUGCCGCAGUCAAAGGACUCAAAUUCACUUCCGAUGCACUGCAGCUAAAACAAAAAAAAAAUAUAAAAGGAACUUUGUUCGCGUGCCGCAAACAAAUCGCAUUGAUACUUGGAACCGUGUCAAAGCUGCCACCUCCGGGGGAAAUGGAGAGGUUACUGCUAUUCCGGAACCAAAUCGUGAAUCGUCGGCCAUUAAUGCCGUUUCUCCCAGGCUAAUUCCCAUUUUAUUGAGUGCUCUAGUUACAGCCAAAGUUUGGCACCACCGCUGCCCCUGGCAACCCACUUCGCCCCCUCGAAAAGGGGGCGUGGUCUUAAUGGUCGCAAUUAGUUUUUCAUCCAGCUGACACGCACUUGUCGUAAAAGUCCAUUGAACCUGACGCUAAAUUGAUUUUCGUUCGGGCAGGCCGGGCAAAAGUGAUUCAGAUUAUUUUACGUACCCAUAAACUAAUACUAUUUUUAACAUUAAAACCCAGAAAAAGUAUGCCAAAUCGAUUGGAUGAACGCUGGUUUGUCACUGUAACCUUUGCCACAUGGAACUUAUUGAGCGGUUUUGGGUUUUAUGCCUACAUUCUAGAUUGUUAUUUAAACUAUCCUCCUGAUCACCAGAAAAGGCAGUUUAAGUACCACACCUUUCCGGGGAGUAUUAACCGAGAUAUUGUUAUCGGAGUUACUGUGGUAAUGCUUUGCCAGAUCAUAUCCACAAUAUCGCUGUGCUUGUCUUUGAAUCAGUCUAAAAGGAUUUGUUUAGUUUACGGAAUAGUUUUUAGCAUGACUUUUCCGUGUGCGUGUCUUCCUCUUUGGCCUUUAGCUGUGACACAUAUAUCAAUUGCUUUAGUAGCCCUAAGUUACUACUUUGAAUAAAGGAGAAAAUAAUUUUGAUUUCGGAAAAUAAAUAAGCUGGUAUUGUUCAUUUACUAAAUAUCAGAACUUAUAAACUAGAAAAAUAAACUAGCCUAAAAGUAAACCGAGAAAUGUGUUGAUAAAGCCACUUUGAUAGCUCACAUUCCCAACUGCCGAGAAGUAUGUUUAAAUUUAAAUGCAAUGGUUGUUCCUUUACUGAUAAGAAACAAGGUAUAUGCAUUGAAAUAUAUAAAA
Drosophila ficusphila is the source of this 1242-nucleotide messenger RNA. RefSeq lists its product as uncharacterized. The record is from RefSeq and is a predicted model, not a curated record. Bases 628 to 1008 code for a protein of 126 amino acids. The transcript is spliced from 4 exons. NCBI's taxonomy places the organism in Eukaryota, Metazoa, Arthropoda, Insecta, Diptera, Drosophilidae.